Fusarium mangiferae is the source of this 2082-nucleotide messenger RNA. RefSeq lists its product as uncharacterized. NCBI's taxonomy places the organism in Eukaryota, Fungi, Ascomycota, Sordariomycetes, Hypocreales, Nectriaceae. The record is from RefSeq and is a predicted model, not a curated record. The transcript has 9 exons. Gene Ontology annotation, biological process: lipid metabolic process. Gene Ontology annotation, molecular function: acetoacetate-CoA ligase activity. Bases 1 to 2082 code for a protein of 693 amino acids. Gene Ontology annotation, cellular component: cytosol.
AUGGAACCGCCAGCAAAGACCGCGCUCUGGAACCCUCAGAACCUGAGCGAGACAAACGCAGUCAAGUUCAUCAAUUACGUGAAUGAUAUCUACGGCCUGACAUUGCAAACAUACGACGACUUGUACAAAUGGUCGGUGGGAGACGGGACCAUUGAUCAUUUCUGGACUCAGGCGUUCAGAUGGCUCCAGAUUUCACCCAGUGAGACUGGAUGUAUUGACAAAGAAGCACCAUGUUUCAAUCCAAGAGACUCACGCUACAACCUCAUGUUUCCGCCUCCAAGGUUCUUCCCAACCUCCACUCUUAAUCUUGCCGAGUUGAUCUUUCGAGACCGCAAGGAUACAGACAUGGCUAUAUAUUUCAGCCGAGAAAGCCUUAGUGACGUCGAGGAAGUAACUUGGGCUUCCUUGAGAGAGCGCGUACGAAAGCUGCGCAGUGCAUUAAUCCACUCUGGGGUUGUUGCCGGGGAUGUCGUCGCAGCUGUUAUAUCUAACUCUGUCGAUGCCAUGGUCGUUUGUUUGGCAGCCCUCUCAAUUGGCGCACUGUGGUCCUCUACCUCGUGCGACAUGGGAGCUGGUGGCAUAGUUGACAGAUACUCACAGAUUCGUCCGAAGAUUAUCUUUGCAGAGCAAGGAUAUGUCUACGCUGGGAAAACCAUCAACCUGACUGAUCGAAUCAGACAAUGGUCUCGCGAGCUCCGGGAGCGAAAUGAGACGUUCACGACACAGGUCGUUCUAGUUCCAAAUCCAAACAUCAGCAUAAGCCCAUUACACGAGCCAAACUCAUGCACGUUCGGAGACUUUUCCAAGGCUGACAGAGGGGACCAAUUGUUAUUCGAAAUGCUUCCGUUUUCACAUCCGGCUUUCAUUCUCUUCUCAUCUGGAACGACUGGCCCACCAAAGUGCAUCGUACACUCAACAGGGGGAGUAGCCCUGAAGACGAAGGUUGAUUCAGUCAUUCAACACGACAUCCGCAAGACUGAUGUCGUAUUCCAAUACACGACUACAUCAUGGGUUAUGUGGGUUUUAAACCUCAUGAACCUCUCUUGUGGUGCCUCAAUGCUUCUAUACGAUGGCUCCCCCUUUCACCCUCGUCCGUCUAUACUGUUAGAGCUUGCCCAAACAUACAAAGUUAGUGUAUUCGGCACAUCGCCUCGGUAUCUCUCCACACUCAAAGGUCUCAACAUCGUACCAAGACGAGAAUUCGAUCUGAGUCGGCUACGCAUCAUGCUAUCAACAGGAUCUGUGCUCUCUGCUGAGUUGUACGAGUGGUUCUAUGCCACUGCGUUUCCCCCUUCGGCCCAGUUAAUCUCUAUGAGCGGCGGAACGGACAUCGCGGGAUGUUUUGUAUGUGGCACGCCUAUGCUGCCAGUAUAUGCCGGGGAGAUUCAGUGCAAAGCUCUUGGUAUGGCUGUAGAUAUCUACGAUUCUGGAACAGAUGAACACGUAUCAGUGGAGCAGUCUGGUGCACCAGGAGAACUGGUCUGUACAAAAACCUUUCCAAGCCAACCACUUGCCUUCUUAGGGAAAGCUGGUGCCAAGCAAUACAAGGCCUCUUACUUUGAACGCUACGGGCCAAGUGUUUGGUGCCAAGGAGAUUUCGUUCAGCGGUCACCAGGUACGGGAGGAAUCAUAAUGCUUGGCAGAUCUGACGGCGUCUUGAAUCCUUCAGGGGUGCGAUUCGGAUCAGCGGAGAUCUAUGCAGUCAUGGAGACCUUCACAGAGGUCCUGGACAGUAUCUGUGUUGGCCAGAAACGAGAAGCCGAUUACAACGAACGGGUACUGCUAUUUAUCAAGAUGAGGCUUGGAAUACCUCUCACACCGCAUCUCGAGGCCAAAAUAAGAGCCGCUAUCCGCGAUCGGCACUCACCGCGCCAUAUACCAGCAUACAUCUUGGAGGUGGAUGAUAUUCCCUACACAGCUAAUGGAAAGAAAUGCGAGAUCAACGUGAAGCACGUGAUCAACGGCAAUAAGUUUGCCGUGGCCGGAUCGGUGGCGAAUCCGACAGCUCUCAAGGCUUAUGAGAAGUUCCGAAAUCUGCCAGCAGAGGGGUCAAGAAAAAGUAAUGCUGCCUCGAAGAUCUGA